AAGUUGACAUAUUCCUAGUAAACCAUAGUGUAUUGGAAGUGAAAAAUAUAAAAACAAUGGCUCAAUGUAUGAAGAUGAGCUUGCUCUUUGUGUUUACUCUUCUUGCUUUUGCUCCUCUUUGCCUAUGUUGGAAGGGCAAUGGUGGCUACCUUUACCCUCAAUUUUAUGAUAAUUCUUGCCCUCAAGCUCAAGAAAUUGUUAAGUCUAUUGUAGCCAAGGCAGUUGCCAAAGAAGCUAGAAUGGCUGCCUCAUUGCUCAGGCUACAUUUUCAUGACUGCUUUGUCAAGGGGUGUGAUGCAUCAAUAUUGUUAGACAGCAGUGGAAGCAUAAUCAGCGAAAAGUUGUCAAAUCCAAAUCGAAACUCGGCCCGAGGAUUCGAAGUGUUGGAUGAGAUAAAAGCUGCAGUUGAAAAAGAAUGCCCUCACACAGUUUCUUGUGCUGAUAUCCUAGCCUUAGCUGCUAGAGACUCAACUGUUCUUUCUGGAGGACCAAGCUGGGAAGUUCCAUUAGGAAGAAGAGACUCAAGAGGUGCUAGCUUGAGUGGUUCUAACAACAAUAUUCCUGCCCCCAACAACACUUUUCAGACAAUUCUUACCAAGUACAAGCUUCAGGGUCUCAAUCUUGUUGAUCUUGUAGCCACUUCUGGAAGCCACACUAUUGGAAAUGCUCGAUGCACGAGCUUCAGGCAGAGGCUAUACAACCAGUCAGGAAACGGGCAACCGGAUUACACACUUGAUCAAUCUUAUGCCCGACAACUCCGCGGCCGCUGCCCUCAGUCUGGAGGUGAUCAGAAUCUGUUUUUCUUGGACUUUGCAAGUCCAACCAAGUUUGAUAACAGUUACUUCAAGAAUCUGCUUGCUUAUAAGGGUCUCUUGUCUUCUGACCAAAUUCUAUUCACAAAGAGUGAAGCAUCCAUGGAGUUAGUCAAGCAAUAUGCCGCGGACAAUCACCUUUUCUUUCAGCAGUUUGCUAAGUCCAUGAUCAAGAUGGGAAAUAUCUCUCCAUUAACAGGUUCCAGGGGAGAAAUCAGAAAGAAUUGCAGGAAAAUUAAUGCUUAGCUUCAUUCAUUACCUAUUUCAAUUUGUGUGCUAUUUGAUCUUUUGUACUCUCCUUGAUUGCUUUUUUGUAUCAUGUUUCUGCAUUUUAUUGUUGCUAAUACACAAUAAAGAUUGACAAAGAUGAAUUCUCCAUGCA
Molecule: messenger RNA, 1194 nt
Organism: Mercurialis annua (annual mercury)
Lineage: Eukaryota; Viridiplantae; Streptophyta; Magnoliopsida; Malpighiales; Euphorbiaceae
Product: peroxidase 72-like
Exons: 4
Coding region: 57-1058 (333 amino acids)
Biological process (GO): hydrogen peroxide catabolic process; response to oxidative stress
Molecular function (GO): peroxidase activity; heme binding
Source: RefSeq, a predicted model, not a curated record